CACUUUAACCUAUAUUAGUGUGUAUCCGACAAAUAUAGCAUCUUUUUUUUUAUUUUAAGAACGCUCCACACGCGUUCUUCGUCCAAUACAUUGGUUGUCUUUCUAAACAUUAGCUUAGUUUCAUUCACUUGUUAAUCAUGGCUGCUUAUGGAGCUCUGGUUUCUCUUAUGCAUAUCAUAGAUACCCUCGAGAAACAUCCUUCUCCUCCCAUUUCUAUCAACGAAAUACAAGUUCAAUCCCUCACUCAAAACAUUACUUUCUUGCAGGAUUUUCUUGAUUGCUAUAUUUCCCCUUUUGCUGAUAGCCACGAAGCUGAUCCAUUGGAGCGUCGCAUUGCUGAUGCAGUUUACGCAGCUGAGGAUGUUAUCGAAUCCCAUAUCGUGGAUCAAAUUCACAGUGGAUCCACAAUCGUUGCAGAUCAUAACUUCUAUCACAAUCUACAGAAACUGAUUGAAGAAAUGGAUCUGAUCAACAAAGAGGUGAAGUGCAUUGCAGUUGAAGCUCGGACCAAGCAGAAGCCCGUUGCUGCCUUGUCGGCGUCUUCUCCCACUGAGAAAGAAAGCGUGAUCGUGGGCUCUGACGAAGUGUUUCUUGAAGUUUUGGAUAAGCUCACCAAUGAUCAACUCUACCGCCAAAUCAUCCCCAUCCGGGGAUGGGUGGCAUUGGGGGAGGAUACACAGCAUCAGGCCGAAACAGAGGCACUACUCGUGCAUGGUGAGCAUGCUGUCUCGAGCAGGGCGUCUUCGUGAGGCGGAAGAGUUCUUAGUGAGCAUGCCGUGCCAACCUGAGGCGAACGCGUGGUCUGAGAGGCUCUCAAAGGUUGCGGAGUAUGUCCUGAUGUCGAAUAGCUAUGCCUCGAGGUGGGCGAUGGGUCGAUGCGAUGAACCGGAAAGGGAUCAAGAAGAGUGGGGGUUGCAGUUGGAUGGAGCUGAGAAAUUGAGUGCAUCUGUUUUAUUCACAGGAUAAAUGGAAAGAAAUGAAAGAUGUUGAAUACUGAAAGAGAAAAAUAUUUUUGAAUAUCCCUUUUGUGACU
Molecule: messenger RNA, 1033 nt
Organism: Salvia hispanica
Lineage: Eukaryota; Viridiplantae; Streptophyta; Magnoliopsida; Lamiales; Lamiaceae
Source: RefSeq, a predicted model, not a curated record